Molecule: messenger RNA, 825 nt
Organism: Linum trigynum
Lineage: Eukaryota; Viridiplantae; Streptophyta; Magnoliopsida; Malpighiales; Linaceae
Source: the annotation of a GenBank genome assembly
CUUUGGACUCCCAUUCAUUUGUUUCAUUAGCCAUGCAGAUAAGAUUCCGUGAUUUGUUUGAUUUAAGAGUCCAAACUAUAGGUUAAAUAUGAAGUUGUCAGAAUUUCUGAUAGUCAUUUCAACUGCAGCAAAUAUUGCCGCCUCCUCCCCCCCUCUUCCUUCUCUGUCUCUGGAUAUCCUCAGCAGGGUGCAAAAUGAGCAGCAGCAGCGGUCCAUCACCAGUGCUACCUUUACUUCUGGUGGGAGCCUUGGGAGUGGUGAUUCUUGCCCCGGCAUUCAUGACAGCUGCCGACGUGUUGCUGUUUCUGCUUCUACCCAGUGGCAGUGAGAGCUCUGGUCUGUCUCCUUUGGUCCUGAUGGCGAUCCCCGUUUCACUGGUACUGUUUAUGCAUUUGAUUUCAUGGUGUUUGCCCAUUUAUGGGGUCUGCCGGGACGGAAGAUGGCAGAGCGAAGAGUCAUCUGCAUUUGGCGACGAUGGCGAAAGUUUUACUCUGGGAGCGUUGAUUCUGAUUCUCUUCUUCUUUGUCUUGUAUGGCCUCUUGAGCUGGUAAGCUUGCCUUAACAAAGCUUGAAGGGUGAGUAGUUGAACUCGAUGGGAGUUGCUGAAAUCGUCUUCUGGGUGGGGUGCGGACAACUAUGGCCUGCAAAUUUUGGGUAUGUUAGUGGAUGGAGGCAAGGAGGAAUCCAACUGAAGACGACGACGAAGCAGGCUAUUUGUUUAUUCGAAAUUAUGUUUUGGUUGUUGAGUUGAAAUGUUCUCUGUUUUGAUUUUACUGUCCUUUGUAUUUUGGUCGCUUACGAGUGGCCCUCUUAAUCUCAUUCUAA